Messenger RNA from Carassius gibelio (silver crucian carp), 1679 nucleotides. RefSeq names its product adenosine receptor A1-like. Gene Ontology annotation, cellular component: synapse; membrane; dendrite. Lineage: Eukaryota; Metazoa; Chordata; Actinopteri; Cypriniformes; Cyprinidae. The transcript is spliced from 2 exons. The record is from RefSeq and is a predicted model, not a curated record. Gene Ontology annotation, biological process: G protein-coupled adenosine receptor signaling pathway. Gene Ontology annotation, molecular function: G protein-coupled adenosine receptor activity. The coding region runs from base 21 to 947 and encodes 308 amino acids.
UUCCUGUGCCUACUGUAGACAUGUCUGAUAGUGAGAAGGUGGUCUAUACUUCCCUGGAGGUACUCAUCGCUGCAGGAUGCUGCCUGGGGAACAUGUUGGUGAUCUGGGCCGUGUGGUCGUGCCGUGCCAUUAGUCAGACCACAUUCUGUUUCGUUGUGUCUCUGGCGGUGGCUGAUCUUCUUGUGGGAGCAGUGGCUGUGCCUCUCGCUGUGGUGGUUGAUGGACGUUUGGAAACUAGUUUUUACGGCUGUCUCUUCUUCAGCUGUGUGAUCAUCGUGUUGACCCAGGCGUCCGUUCACUCCCUGCUGGCCAUCGCUGUGGACCGAUACCUGCGUGUUUAUAACCCUCUCAGGUACAGAGGAGCAGUCAGAAAGAAGCACUUGUGGGCCGCGGUCACUGUAUGUUGGCUCUCUGCUUUUAUACUAGGCCUCAUCCCCAUGUUCGGAUGGCACACAAAAAACAACACAACAACUCAUAACACCACUAUUAUGUGUGAUUUCAUCAAGGUUAUAGACAUGUCCUACAUGGUCAACUUCAACUUCCUCGCUUGCAUCUUUACACCCACCAUCCUCAUGAUGAUCCUGUAUUUGUUACUCUUCAAUAUGAUAUCCAAACAACUGAGAAAAGGAGUCGGGAACCGCGCGGAGUCCACGUCAUUUUACCAUAAAGAGCGUAAACUGGCCAAUUCUCUGGCUUUGGUUCUGGUCCUGUUUGUGGUUUGUUGGCUCCCGCUGCACAUAAUGAAUGCGAUGGAACACUACCUAAGUGUAAAAGUGCCCGGUGUCGCCAUUCACAUCGGCAUCCUCCUCUCUCACGCUAACUCCGCCGUUAACCCCAUAGUGUACGCAUUCAAGGUCCCUAAGAUUAAGAUGGCAUAUAAGAGCAUCCUCAUGAAGCUGACAACCUCGGAGGAGAACAGAGAUAUACAGAAUUCGGAUAACACCUAGAACAGCACCGCCAGAUGCAGCAUGAAAGCCAAACCAAAGGUCAUUCUGAUCGCAAAUCAGGACGGUUAGCAUAAGACUGCCAUCACGUACAAUAAGACAGGCUAGAAGUAAAAAGAAAUAGCCAGCAGUGGAUUUGUAUAUGCCUUGUUUCUAAAUUAGAAUAUUCGUCUUGAGUUUUUAGCUCCAAAAUACACUGUAAUUCUAGUGUUGUCAUAUUUGUAAUUAACAAAAGAAUGUAAAACUGCACUGAGAUACCUAAAAAACACCAACUGUAGAAUGAAGAGGCUGAAAUGUUUUUCAUGAAUUUCUGAUAUGGUAUAUAUGUAUAAAAUUUAUUACUAAAAUAUCUGUAGAAUAUCUUUUAUACAAUUAUUUGUUUUGCGUUACUUAACUUUUUAUGACAACUGGCCCAGGUAUAGUCAACAUGUGUUUCAAUGAACAGUGUAUACCUGUAUUGUUUUUUUUUUUUUGUUUUUUUUUAUCUCACCAACAGUCUUAGCCAUAAAUAAUAUAAAUAAACUACUGUUAAAGCCUGGUGUCAGUAAGACUUUUUUGAAUGAAUGAAAUUAUUACUUUAAUUCAGCAAGGAAGUAUUACAUUGAAGUGACAGUAAAUGCAUUUAAAUGUUACAAAAAAUUAUAUUUCGGAUAAAUUUAGAACUUUCUAUGGUAAUUCAUAAAUUGUCAAAUUGUUUAAUUUGUUAUGUCUCGUGCUAUCAUUAAAAUAUAAUGG